UUUGCUGCAUUAUAGUCGGUAUUAUUAAACAAAUAUUUGAAGAAAGGAAGCAUGGAAACUAUAAUUUGUUGUUUUUCAUUCGAAUUGUCAAAAACGCGUAAGAAUACUGGAGUAUUUACUGACAGCAGAUGGCGGUAAGUGCACCUGAACUGCCGUAAAAGGAGCGUAGAAGAAGAAGAGGAGGGCGGGACAAACAAACGUUAAUGAUGUUAUCAUAAUAUGCUCUCUCCGCAUAAAACAUCUCUUAGUUCAUUUUAGACUGUUAUACCUCUGAAAGGGUGGGCUCUGAAAGGGUAAGAUGAGUUCAUUUGCAGGUCGAAUGAAGGAGUAUCCUACAGUUUCCCUGGACCGGUUCGACCGGGAGAAUUUACAUGCCAGGGCAUAUUUCCUCUCCCACUGUCACAAAGAUCACAUGAAAGGACUGAAAGGACCAAUACUGAAGAGAAAACUGCAGUUCAGUCGAACAGUCAGGCUGUACUGCUCCUUUGUGACCAAAGAGCUUCUGCUGAGCAAUCCCAAAUACGCUUUCUGGGAGGAAUACAUUGUUCCUUUAGAGCUGGAGAGCCCAACUCAGAUUUCUCUGGUGGAUGAGGCAUCAGGAGAGAAAGAAGAUAUUGUGGUAACAUUGCUUCCUGCGGGCCACUGUCCCGGCUCUGUUAUGUUCCUGUUCGAGGGUUCCCAGGGAAACGUGUUGUAUACAGGAGACUUCAGGUUGGCUGCUGGAGACGCCUCGAGAAUAGAACAUCUGCACUCUGGCAGCAGAGUGAAGGAUAUUCAGACUAUUUAUCUGGACUCCACCUUCUAUGACCCACGAUUCUACCAAAUUCCUACUCGAGAGGUUUGUCUGAACGGUAUCUCAGAGCUGGUUGGAAACUGGAUCAGUCAGAGUUCGUAUCACGUCGUGUGGCUCAACUGUAAAGCUGCGUACGGAUACGAAUACCUGUUUACCAACCUGGGAGAGCAGUUCAACACACAGAUCCACGUGAAGAAUCUGGCGAUGUUCAAGAAGAUGCCGGAGAUCCUGAGCUACGUCACGACUGACCGCAGGACGCAGAUCCAUGCGUGUCGACACCCAAAGGAUGAGGAGUUUUUCCAAGGCAACAGGUUGCCGUGUGGCUGUACCGCUUCUGACGGGACUCCUCUUCGCAUCAUCAGCAUCAAACCGUCCACCAUGUGGUUCGGAGAGAGAAUGAAGAAAACCAACGUUAUAAUAAAGACAGGAGGCAGUUCCUUCAGAGCCUGCUUCAGUUUCCACUCCUCCUACUCAGAGAUCAAAGACUUCCUCUCUUACCUCCAGCCAGUCAACAUCUACCCCAGUGUUAUCCCUAUGGGUCGGACGUUAACUGAGGUUACACAGAUGUUGAAGCUGAUGUGCAGGAAUUGGUCUGAUCAAACAGCGUUCAUAUACAAACCUCUGGGAGUCCUCAAACGCACCAUGGCGGAGCGACCUACACACGAUUCAGACAGCGAUGACGGGCUGUUUGACGGGCUGGAUCUGGCACCAGUGAGGAAGAAGAUGGGACUGAAUCCAGAAAUAGAAAAUGUGAAAGCUCCUCUGAAAACAGCGCCUCCUGUGUCUGUGGCCGAGUCUCUACCUCUGACGGUCACAGACUCGCAGCCUGUUGCACGUAACUAUGUGGACUGCACCGAGUCCAAUGAUGAAGAGGAGGAUGGUGAUGAGGAGGAGGAGCAGCAGCAGGAGGAGGAGGAGGGAAAAGGGGAUACAAACCAGACGAAGGAGGAGGUGAACAUGAUGAUAAAUGAAAGCGAGAAGAAUAAAGAACCUGAGAAAAAGAAGACUGAGGUCGAAGGAUGCGGCUCCUCUAAUCCUCCGCAGUGGGAGGACUUCUUCACCACGGAGAUGCUGAGUGACAGCCAGAACAGCCUCAACAGCCAACCACAAUCCUGCUGCUCUGUCACGAGCCCCUCCCCCUCCGUCAUGACCGGUUCCCAGACUCCAGAUCUGUUCAGCGAUAACGAAGAAAACCCGGACACCAACGAAAACUUCAGUCUGACCCUGUCCGCCUCUCUGUCAAAUCAUUCCUCCCAGAACCAGGACUUACCCGACACUUUGAUCCUCCAACCAGAGCAGAGGGGGCGGGAACAAGGAGAUUUAAGGAACGAUACGAUGUCUCAGGAGAUGGAGAGCGACAGCCAAAAGGUCCAGUCCGAGCCGGAGGAGCUCUCGGAGUCCCAGGUGUCAUCGGACUUUGAUAUUCCCUCCACGCCAGAGUCGAAAAUGCCACGACCGGAUGAACUGUCGCAGCUGUACAGGAAGCUGGCGUCGGGAGAGGAAGUGGUCAUCAGAAAGGGAAGUCAGGGCUUUGCGUGACUGAAGGGAACAUUAAAGGAAGUUUUUGAUUAACUACAUUCCUCAUAUUCGUCCGCAGUAGAUCGUAGGCUGCGGACAAGGUACGAAUUAAUUUCCUAGCAAUGCAAAUCACAAUGUAUUCAGACUGUGAGCAAAGGUUUAGGUUGAAUAAAUGCAGCUUCCUCUGCACAUUAUAUUGUUUUGAUGAGUAAAAAUAGCCUGUUCGGAAGUGCUCGAACCUUAAAACUGCACUAACUGAUUUUUUUGGCCACUUGGUGGCAACUGAAAUAAGCUUGUAAACCCAACACUGAGAUGUUAUCAACUUGAAGUUAAUAUGAAGAACUUGUUAAAGAGGACAUAUCAUGCACAUUUCCAGGUCUAUGUUUAUAUUCUGGGG
Thunnus maccoyii (southern bluefin tuna) is the source of this 2708-nucleotide messenger RNA. It is a transcript of the gene dclre1c, whose product is annotated as DNA cross-link repair 1C, PSO2 homolog (S. cerevisiae). Gene Ontology annotation, molecular function: damaged DNA binding; 5'-3' DNA exonuclease activity. Lineage: Eukaryota; Metazoa; Chordata; Actinopteri; Scombriformes; Scombridae. The coding region runs from base 299 to 2332 and encodes 677 amino acids. The transcript is spliced from 15 exons. The record is from RefSeq and is a predicted model, not a curated record. Gene Ontology annotation, biological process: double-strand break repair via nonhomologous end joining; interstrand cross-link repair; protection from non-homologous end joining at telomere.